Messenger RNA from Suhomyces tanzawaensis NRRL Y-17324, 2043 nucleotides. RefSeq names its product Bud6p (gene BUD6). Gene Ontology annotation, cellular component: cell tip; cytoplasm. Gene Ontology annotation, molecular function: cytoskeletal regulatory protein binding. The transcript has a single exon. The coding region runs from base 1 to 2043 and encodes 680 amino acids. Gene Ontology annotation, biological process: establishment of cell polarity. The record is from RefSeq and is a predicted model, not a curated record. NCBI's taxonomy places the organism in Eukaryota, Fungi, Ascomycota, Pichiomycetes, Serinales, Debaryomycetaceae.
AUGUCAAGUUUAUCUUCAAGUCCGUCUUCUGGUACCUCGCGUUCCAGCAAGCGCCAGUCAUUGAGUACAAUAGAGUCGAGUGUUACUCGGUUGUUGGUGUCUACAAAGCAUUUACUAGAGAGUUUGACCCAAUGGGCUCGGCAUGAGGCGGACGAUAAGUUCGUAAGUGAUGCAUAUGUGAAGUUGGGCAACGACUUUCGAGCCGCAACAAGGGCUUUUACUAGUGCUGGAGUGGAUAUCUCUGAUAUAGGAGAUGUGCCACAGGCAUUAAGGAUUAUUUUGGAAGCAGCGCUUAGUGAACCACCCAGCCAAGAAAAUCUUGAUCGUUUCCUACCUAACAUAAGGAACAUUAUAGUGACUUUACUACAAAACUUGAAGUCCAAGCAGGUGAAAGCGAAGGUACUUUCACAAGAAAAGCAACAACGGUCGAAGCAAUUAACAGCAGAGCAAAUUACGCCAACCCCAACUUCAACUACGGAUACACCAGUUCAAAAUCGGAAAACUUCCAAUCCUCCUCCUAGACAGCCUCAGGCCUCGCAGAAUGAUGCUUUGGCCCAAUUACAGAACAGUAACCUGUUGCAAAGAAGGGCAUCGAAAAGAUUCAGCGCCUAUCAAUAUGCUAAGCUAACGAAUUUCCCUUCACCUAAUGGAUUACCCAAGAUUACAUCCGAUAGUAACACUAAUAGAAGCCUUCUGGUACCCACAAAUGAUCACGUUAGGCGUAUUGAUGAAGUGAAAGAGAUAGAAACAAAAGCUGAGCAGACAUUUAUCUUUUUGAAAAUUGGCAAUAAAACGAAAAAGAUUGAGAUAAAAUUGCCUGUUUCCUUUGCAUCUCUCAGGUUGCUUUUUGUUGAGAAAUUUGCAUACUCGCCGGGUUCAUCUUCCUUUCCCGAAAUUUACAUCGAAGACCCAAAAAGCGGUGUAACAUAUGAAUUGGAAGAUCAUUUGCUUGAUGAUGUCAAAUGUGGAAGCCUUUUGUGUCUAAAUGUGUCUGAUGGCCCUAGUGAUAUUCAAAAAUCGUUGGAAGUACAGUUUGAGAUGUUGACCGCAAAGGUCGAAUCUAUAUCAACUGGAAUUUCAAAUGAAAUCAAAAGUGCCGUCAGUAGUAUAGAGAUCCCAGCACCCAUUCAACCAGCAGUUGUUCAAGAAGGGAAGAAAAUUACGAGCUCAUUGAAUCCAGGGAUAAUAAGAGAAGUCGUGAAUAUUCAACGAGAUCUCAAAGUAAUGAGGCAACUACAAAGCAACAACAAGGAGACCAUUAAAACGAUUCUUGGGGGCUUGAUUCUGAAAGUGAGGGAAUUUCAAGAAUCUGGUCUUGAUGUAUCUAAAUCAUCAAAUAGAGCUUAUAUGGAUUCAUGCCAUCUCAAGCUAUCUGAGGAAUCUGAUCAAUUAUUGACCAAAGUUGACGAUUUACAGGAUAUAAUGGAGGCCUUAAGGAAAGAUGUGGCUCAACGUGGAGUUAGGGUGAGCGAGAAACAAUUAAAGAAUACGAAACGAGAAAUCGAGGAGGCCAGGACUUCUUUAAGAACAAUGACGGGAUAUAUUUCUAGCGAGAAGUCUGUUUGGAAGAAAAUAUGGGAAGCCGAGCUAGAUAAGGUAUGUGAGGAACAACAAUUCUUUAAUUUACAAGAUGAUCUUACUCAAGAUCUAGAAGAUGAUAUUAAAAAGAUUCAAGAAACGUUUGACUUAAUUGAACAAUGCUCAUCAGAGCAAACAAAACAAAGUGCAUACAAAAGAAAUAGGGUAGUGGCUCAACUACAUAUCCCCGAACCAGGUGAAAGCAUCCAUGGUAUGAAAGAUGCAGUUUUGAACGAGGUUGCUGCAUUACGACCAAACCACGAAAGCAGAUUGGAGGCCAUAGAAAAAGCUGAAAAAUUAAGGGAGAGAGAGCGCGAGUUGAUGAAACUCAGUAAGUUUCAGGAAGAAUUGGGCGAGUUCGUUGAAGAUGGAAAACUAAAAAAGUCAGGAGGAAUUGAAGAGGUCGAGAGAAUGAGGAAAGAGAAGGAUAAUGAAAAUUUGAAAAGUUCAUUUGGGAUAAUAUAA